AUGAAGAAGGCACUGGUUGAGGAGGGCAGUCGGUCUGUUUUGCUGUCACGGCAGCACAGGUUUAAUGAGCGCUGCUGCAUCCUCUCAUGCUCUCCCUUCACCUUUCUGCUCAACCCUACACGUUCCUGCCUGGACUGUUGCUACAACGUCUGCAAGGGCUGCUGCACCUACAGUAAAAAGGACAAAGGCUGGCUGUGCUCCGCCUGUCAGAAGACCAGGCUAUUGAAGACCCAAUCACUGGAAUGGUUCUACAAUAAUGUGAGAAGGCGUUUUAAAAGGUUUGGCAGUGCCAAAGUGUUAAAGAACCUCUACAGGAGGCAUGCAGCCGAGCGUGGAGUGCUAGAGGAGCUUACAGCAACAGAGGACAGCACUUAUGAAGAGAGCAGCAUGUAUGAGAGCGACUCCACAUUCUACAGGCAAAUUGAAGAGAACAGCAUGGCUGAGACUAUUAAUGUGGCACUGCUGGUGGCAGAAGAGGCCAUAGAUGAGGCCAUCGCUAAGGCUGAGAGCCAGACUGACAAUCAAGAGAAGCAGAACAAAGCUCAAUAUCUGCAAGAGCACAGAGAAGAGCUGAUGGAGGAAUUGGCCAAAACUAUAGUACAGAAAAUUGUCCGCCGGAAAAGGGAUCUGUCUGAGGUGAAGUCUGCAUGUAAUCUGGACCAGAACAGUGAUGGAAUCUCUCCUGUUCAAACCCAGAGUGCCUUUGAUGCUUCUCUUUGGAGGUCUCACUCAGCUUUCUGUCUCUUGACUGGUGAGAAAGCUGACCAGCAUGCUAACAUUGGGUCAAAACUUUCAUCCCCUGUCAUAAGUCAUACUCUGGAAAUGAAGAAAGAAAAACCAAAGUCUGUCCAGGCCAUGCCUAGCUGGAGGAGUGUUGACCGAUUGGACAAUUCCAUGUUCCAGAGUCCUGAUGGUAACUGGAUUGCUUAUCAGAGCAACCUGCUCUCUCGACCAGGCCUUUUAACUAAGCGCAAAAGUCUGGUCUACAGCGUGUUGGAAAGAGAGUCUGGAGUGGUGUCAGCUUACCAUGAGAUGGGCUCAGAAACAGAGCCUGAAGCUAAUGGUGUCUGGGGCACUGCACUGGAAGAGUUUCGGCAUAAAAUGUCUGCCAAUAAGCAGUUGAGUUACCCAGAGUCCUACAGCCAUCAAGCAGCCUUGCCUUUGAAUGCACAAGCACAACAUCUCAAUGCACAAACCUUGAAUGGUGACGCUGAGGACUCCGCUGGACAAGAUGGGCCACUACACAGGUCCCAGAAAACUCUGCUGCCCUUUUUAAAAAGAAAAGUGCCACUAGAACACAGACGACCCUCAUCCGCACGCCGCCCAAAUAUCAUGGAUAUAAAUUUAAAUCCAGGAGGGGCUGAAAGCAGCGAGGAUGGACUAGAGGAAAGCAGGAUCAAGAGGUCACGGCGAAGAAGGAAAAAUAAGAGAGAGGGGCCAGGGUGGAAAGGACAGUCAGUAUUGUCUUUGGAUAUCCCGGAUUCCAGUAGCCACCUCUCAGAUGCUCUGGUGAAGAGAUGCUAUGUGAAACAAGACACAGACUUGCAUGGAAAAAGACCAUGUGAUCAUGGUCUGGAAGUAGACACUUCAGACACUGCUACUCCUGACAUCUUGAGCUCUGGAGCCAUGACCCCCGAUCCAUUUGGACUUGGUCUCAAUGCUCCCAGCAAUUCCAAUCAUGGGGCUCUUGGUGUAGUUGGAUCUUUAGAUCAAGAGUUGACCACCAAACUGAAAGAACUGACCAGUCAAGUCAGAGAAACGCAACUUUCUUCCACUGAUGAUGAACUGGACAGGUGUGAGUAUCAAAUGUGGAAUGAAGAAAGCGAAACAAAAGAAAAAGUGAGAGAUGCUACAAUUACGAUUGAGGCUGCUUCAAAAGAAAGUUCAGAUGGAAUUGAAUUCACAAAUCAAAUGAGAUCAACUGAGAUGUUGAAAGAAGACGAUCUGACUUCCAAAUUGAGAGAGUUGACCAGUCAGGUCAGUGAGACAUUACUUUCUUCCAUUGAAGAUGAACUGGACAGGUCUGAGUAUCAAAUUGAAACCAAGGGUAAAAAUCUGUCAAUAAGAACUGAGGUGCUGGGGAGAGAUGACAGGACAGAUGGAAACAAAAUGAUACAAUAUGAUGAGAAAUCCCCAAACUAUGUAGAGAUGGUUGAAAAAUCAGAAGAAGAGAGAUCAGAGAAAACUGUGGCAAAACAGGCAAAAUGUGAGCAAAAUGACACGGGUGAGACCCAAAUGUCAGAAGAAAUUAGCUCUGUGAGCCAAAACCAGACACUUGAUGAGACAAAUACACAAAAUGAGAUAGUUAGAGAGAGAAUUGAAGAGAAAAAGAACAAGGGAGAAGUGCAAACUGAAGAGAAAUAUGCAGAAAUAAAAUAUUGUGGAAGUGCAUUUGAAAGUCAGCAGAGCAGAGAUGAGAAUCCCGAGAUGGUUGAUCACACUGAGGAUCAGGAGGUGUUAUCCUGUGAACUGGCUUUGAGUAGAUUGAUAAGUAAAGAUGGAAAGAUGGAAUUUGAUAGGAUCAUUAAUACUGUAGUGAAGGCUUUGGGUGAUAUGGAAGAACAUAUAGAAGCUUACACUAGUGAGGGGGUAUAUUUAGACAGAGAGAGAAGUGGGGGAGAGAAACAUGAGAUGAUGGAAGAGAAGGAGAAUAUUACUGAACAGGAAACGGAUGACACGAUAUAUAAGGGAUGCUUUGUUGGUGGAAAAUCGAAGGUGGUGCAGGAAAAAGAAAUGAAGGAAGAGGGCAAGAUCAAUGAAGUUGUGGCACUAAAGAGCAACAUUGAAAAUACCAAGGAGAGAGAAGACAAACAAUGCAGCAAAUCACCAGAAGAGAGAGAUCAAGAGGAGGAUGGCAAUAGUCAAGGUGACUUGAUUAAAAACAUGGAAGAACAGAGGGACUCCACAAUUCAACACAGCGCCCCAUCUGGUCAGGAGGAGUAUCUGUCACCGGAGGAGAUCUACAAGGAUGCAAACAUGCUGGACAUAGAGAAAAACCUGCAUUUAAUCUCCAAUAUACUACAGCAGAAAUACUCAGCAGCAUCACUAUGCAGCAUCACCACUGAGGUGCUAAAAGUACUGAACGCUACUGAGGAUCUGAUUCACGAAUCUGUGGGAGAUGGACGAUGCCAGUCAGACCACAGUGACAUAUCGAUCAUUCCCCCUGAUGAGGCCAAAAGACUGGACGAACAGCUCGGCAGACUGGAGGAGAAUGUGUAUGUGGCUGCAGGGACAGUGUACGGGCUUGAGGCUGAACUGGGGGAUCUGGAGGAGUGUGCGCGCUGCAUCAGUGGAUCCACCACUGAAAGAGAGCUCGCUCAUCUAGAGGACCAGGUGGCUUCUGCAGCAGCACAGGUGCAGCAGUCUGAGCUCCAGGUUUCAGACAUUUGCUCAAGAAUUGCUGCUUUGAAAAAUGCAGGUCUUAAUGUAACUCCACAGACCCAAUUUACCAAGGUCAAGACUCCAAAAAACAAGACACAAACCAUUGGCUCGUCUCGGAAACUGAGGAGGCGACUGCCAGCACCUCCAAAACAAGGCGACUGCACCAGCUACAGCUGAAGCCGAUCUGAGCUGUAACACACGUCUCACAGCUGGAGAACUGAAGGCAGGCUGACGGCAGG
Molecule: messenger RNA, 3620 nt
Organism: Carassius auratus (goldfish)
Lineage: Eukaryota; Metazoa; Chordata; Actinopteri; Cypriniformes; Cyprinidae
Gene: myripa
Product: myosin VIIA and Rab interacting protein a
Exons: 15
Coding region: 1-3558 (1185 amino acids)
Cellular component (GO): cortical actin cytoskeleton
Molecular function (GO): myosin binding; actin binding
Source: RefSeq, a predicted model, not a curated record